Chelmon rostratus (copperband butterflyfish) is the source of this 1913-nucleotide messenger RNA. Its product is annotated as monocarboxylate transporter 2-like. Gene Ontology annotation, molecular function: monocarboxylic acid transmembrane transporter activity. The record is from RefSeq and is a predicted model, not a curated record. Lineage: Eukaryota; Metazoa; Chordata; Actinopteri; Chaetodontiformes; Chaetodontidae. Gene Ontology annotation, cellular component: membrane. The transcript is spliced from 5 exons. Gene Ontology annotation, biological process: monocarboxylic acid transport; transmembrane transport. The coding region runs from base 131 to 1570 and encodes 479 amino acids.
UUCAGCCUCAAGUUUGGCUGUCGAGCUGAAGUUCAUAGAUUAGUUUAACCGGACAGGACACGGUGCUGCUCGGACCUACAACACACUCCGGUGGUCCAGACUCAGAGCUUCCAAGCCGGUGCAACGAAACAUGUCCCCUGCAGCAGCAACCAAUCUUGGCUACACCCCACCAGAUGGAGGCUGGGGCUGGGCUGUCGUCUUCGCCUCUUUCAUCUCCAUAGGAUUCUCCUAUGCCUUUCCCAAGUCCCUCACCAUCUACUUUAAGGAGAUUCAGGAAUAUUUUUCAGUUUCCUACAGUCAAAUUGCCUGGGUGUCCUCAGUCAUGCUCGCCUCUAUGUAUGCAGGAGGACCAGUGAGCAGUAUACUUGUCAACCGCUAUGGCAGCAGACCUGUGGUUAUGGUUGGUGGGGUCAUGGUUAGUGCUGCUAUGGUGCUUGCUUCUUUUGGCACAACUAUCGUGCAUCUGUAUCUUUGCAUCGGAGUAAUUGGAGGAUUAGGCCUCGCCUUCAACCUACAGCCGGCCCUGACGAUCAUAGGUACCUAUUUCCAAGUCAAAAGGCCACUGGCGAAUGGACUCGCUAUGGCAGGAAGCCCAGUUCUUCUCUUUACUCUGGCCCCUCUCAAUCAGUUUCUGUUUGAUUCUUUUGGCUGGAGGGGGAGUUUCCUCAUCCUGGGAUCCAUUGUUUUGAAUUGCUGUGUAGCCGGUUCUUUGAUGAGACCAGUCAACAAACACGCUCCAAAGACCGCACCAUCAAAGUGUAACGGGGCAGCUACUGAGGAAGCUGCUGCUGCGGAAGCCAGUGCUCCCUCAGAUAACCUUCUGACUGAAGAAAACCAGAAGGAGAGCAAGGGUCAGAGCUGCGUGCAGAGAUUCAUAGAUCCCACGCUUUUCAGACACAGGGGCUUCCUUAUUUAUCUCAUUGGUAAUGUGGUCAUGUUUUUUGGCUUUUUCGCGCCUGUGGUUUUUCUUGCUCCGUAUGCCAAACAUCUAGGGAUUGAUGAAUAUUCAGCAGCCUUCUUGCUCUCUAUUUUUGCUCUUGUAGACAUGUUUGUCAGACCAGCAACUGGCCUCAUAGGCAACACCAAGUGGAUAAGGCCGCGAAUCCAAUACUUUUUCAGUUUUGCAGUUUCAUACAACGGUGUGUGCCACCUUCUGUGCCCACUGGCGUCUGGAUAUUGGGGUCUGGUAGCUUACGCUGUCUUCUUUGGUGUGGCGUUUGGGAUGGUUUGUGCACUGCUCUUUGAAGUUCUGAUGGACCUUGUCGGAGCUCAUCGCUUCUCCAGUGCAGUUGGGCUGGUCACCAUUAUCGAGUGUGCACCGGUGCUUCUUGGACCUCCAAUGUCAGGAGCUCUGGUUGAUAUUUUCGGAGAAUACAAAUACUUGUACUACGCCUGCGGAGUGUUAAUGCUGGUGCCUGGCAUAUUUUUCUUCAUCAUGAAUUACUACAACUACAAGAAGCUGGACGAGGAGCAGAGGCAGCGCGAGGCUGUGGAUAUGAGGACUUGUGAGGAGGCAGUACAACUUAAAAUGAGCCAGGAUGAUAAAACGGCACAUGAAACAGAUGGAUGAACCUGCUUCUUUUAAUGGAUGACACUGGAUAGGCUUUACAGCAGGAAAUACAUUGUGUAGCGUAUUAUUGAUAAGAGAUAUUUUCUACUUUGAAUGACGUUGUUGGAUUUUUUGGACCUUUGCUACAUAUCUGCAUGUUUUCAUCUUUAUUUUUUGUGUGUUAUUAUUAGUACAUUAUUCGACAACUGUAGCUUUAAUGGCUUUUGUUCAUAAAUUGUCCAGAAUGCCUCUGUUCUUUCAACUACAAUUAUGAUAAUGGCUCUAUUAACUAAUAUGGUUCCUCUUUGUUUCUUCAGUGACUGAAUAAAAAGUAGUUUCCCUGAGGGACUGAUAUAAAAUAACA